AUGCCGAAACACCAGAAGUCCCUGACAGUGGGGAAGACCGCCAAGGUACCAGCGAAGCAUGUCGAGGCGGAUCUCAUGUUCUGGAGGCGCCCGACGGUCGACGAUGACGUCAAAUGCCAAUCCAAGGGAAAUACUAAGAGUAUUACCAAUGAGCAGCGCACAUUGAAUGGCGCACAUAGAGUGACCGUGCAAGAUAUCCGAGGACAAGAGUCCGCAUUCACACUCGAUAGAAACGGUUUCACGUACGUAAACCACGAGGUCACGGAACUCAACCAAGUAUACAACCCACAAUGCAUGAAGGAGAUAAUCAUCCCCGAGACCGAGCAAUUAGUCCGUGACAUGUCAGUUGAUCCCCAGUCGACGUCGACAAACAAUUCAGAACUGAACCGAAGCAGAACGGGAGCGAGUAGGACAAUCACAUUCGUGGACCGGGUCCGCUGUUUCGCAACCGACACAGCACAACUCGCGAAUAACCGCUCACCAGCACACAGCGUGCAUUCAGACUUCUCCAUUGCGGGGGCAUUACAUCAACUGUCGACGAGAAUGCCCGAAGAGUGCAGACUGCUCACCAGUCGGGUGCUGAUUAUCAAUGUAUGGCGACCAUUGAAGACGAUCCAACGGGAUCCGCUGGCAGUUUGUGACUGGAGGACCGUGGAGAUGAAGGACCGGAUCACCAGUCGAAUCGCAUUGCCCAGUGGGUGGACUGAGCUGGGGCGGUAUGCGUUCAAUCCCCGGCAGAAUUGGUGUUAUUUGAGCGGUCAGCGGCCCAAUGAGCCGCUCGUCUUCACUCAAUUCGAUAGCCACCGCAUCGAUGAGGGUGGUUUUACUGUCCCACACACAGCCUUUGUUGAUCCGCUGUAUACGGGAUUUCCUGCCCGUGAGAGUCUGGAGAUUAAAAUGUUUGCGUUUGUAUAG
Penicillium brevicompactum is the source of this 915-nucleotide messenger RNA. RefSeq lists its product as uncharacterized. The record is from RefSeq and is a predicted model, not a curated record. The coding region runs from base 1 to 915 and encodes 304 amino acids. Gene Ontology annotation, molecular function: oxidoreductase activity. The transcript has a single exon. NCBI's taxonomy places the organism in Eukaryota, Fungi, Ascomycota, Eurotiomycetes, Eurotiales, Aspergillaceae.